UGCGAGAAGGAGGUCCCCCACGGCCCUUCAGGAUGAAAGCUGCGGUGCUGACCUUGGCCGUGCUCUUCCUGACGGGGAGCCAGGCUCGGCAUUUCUGGCAGCAAGAUGAACCCCCCCAGAGCCCCUGGGAUCGAGUGAAGGACCUGGCCACUGUGUACGUGGAUGUGCUUAAAGACAGCGGCAGAGACUAUGUGUCCCAGUUUGAAGGCUCCGCCUUGGGAAAACAGCUAAACCUAAAGCUCCUUGACAACUGGGACAGCGUGACCUCCACCUUCAGCAAGCUGCGCGAACAGCUCGGCCCUGUGACCCAGGAGUUCUGGGAUAACCUGGAAAAGGAGACAGAGGGCCUGAGGCAGGAGAUGAGCAAGGAUCUGGAGGAGGUGAAGGCCAAGGUGCAGCCCUACCUGGACGACUUCCAGAAGAAGUGGCAGGAGGAGAUGGAGCUCUACCGCCAGAAGGUGGAGCCGCUGCGCGCAGAGCUCCAAGAGGGCGCGCGCCAGAAGCUGCACGAGCUGCAAGAGAAGCUGAGCCCACUGGGCGAGGAGAUGCGCGACCGCGCGCGCGCCCAUGUGGACGCGCUGCGCACGCAUCUGGCCCCCUACAGCGACGAGCUGCGCCAGCGCUUGGCCGCGCGCCUUGAGGCUCUCAAGGAGAACGGCGGCGCCAGACUGGCCGAGUACCACGCCAAGGCCACCGAGCAUCUGAGCACGCUCAGCGAGAAGGCCAAGCCCGCGCUCGAGGACCUCCGCCAGGGCCUGCUGCCCGUGCUGGAGAGCUUCAAGGUCAGCUUCCUGAGCGCUCUCGAGGAGUACACUAAGAAGCUCAACACCCAGUGAGGCGCCCGCCGCCGCCCCCCUUCCCGGUGCUCAGAAUAAACGUUUCCAAAGUGGGAA
Molecule: messenger RNA, 893 nt
Organism: Gorilla gorilla gorilla (western lowland gorilla)
Lineage: Eukaryota; Metazoa; Chordata; Mammalia; Primates; Hominidae
Gene: APOA1
Product: apolipoprotein A1
Exons: 4
Coding region: 33-836 (267 amino acids)
Biological process (GO): cholesterol efflux; acylglycerol homeostasis; phospholipid efflux
Cellular component (GO): extracellular vesicle; high-density lipoprotein particle; extracellular region
Molecular function (GO): phosphatidylcholine-sterol O-acyltransferase activator activity; cholesterol transfer activity; phospholipid binding
Source: RefSeq, a predicted model, not a curated record